Molecule: messenger RNA, 1132 nt
Organism: Salvelinus sp. IW2-2015
Lineage: Eukaryota; Metazoa; Chordata; Actinopteri; Salmoniformes; Salmonidae
Source: RefSeq, a predicted model, not a curated record
ACUGGUUAUGUGUAUGUAGUCUACAAGAAGCACCUUUUAGUCCGUUUCAAACCUGGGAUCUGUUGACAGAAAAGAGAGAAACAAACACRGUCAAGACUAGAUUCUGGUGGUAGGCUGCACAAGAAGGCUGGCCAUGGUUGGAAGGGGAUUCCUGGGUUGCUUCAUCCUGUGUCUGUCUCUGGCAUCAGUAUGCGCUAUAAAAGGAACCCUUAAUUCAAUAGAUGAUCUCAGGGACAAAGAGUUUGGUCACACCUCUCCUCGGCACGGCCUCAUGCUGCUCCACUGGCUAGCCAACAACAUUCACAUUGACAACAACGGCAACAUGAGACUCAAUUUCAACCCAGCCAGGGGAGACUAUGGCAUUCAUUUCUAUGGAAACGCUGAUAAUCCCCAUCCAUUACCUAUUCUGUCCAGUCGCCAUGAAAGAUACUACUCACUAGGGAAUAUUUAUCGCAAUACCAGGAACAAUGGCGCUAUGGCACUUCCUGUUUAUGUAACUCAAAUAUUUGAGAACAACAGGGACAGGGUCGUACUCAGAGUUAGGGAGGAAGAGUCCAAUCAGCACAUUGUGGACGAGGUCUAUGUCACACAGCACUAUCCACGAAAUGGAAACAGAGGAACAAGCUAUGAUCCAAUCAAGACAUACCGUGUCAAUGUCAGCCUCCUUAGACAAAUCCAAAAUCUAUCAAACAUUAACCUAAAUGAUAUUCCACAAACAUAUCAUGUAGAGAUCAACCACAACAGUCUGCAAGAACUGGAAAAAAUCUGGGGGGGGGGGGCACCUGGUCUGGUACUUCUUCUGGCUCUUGUAUUGUACUUUACACGUCCCAAUAUCUUAUUUAAGGAGCAAGCUCUUCGUUUAACAUCUCAACCCCAGAGUGGCAUGGAUAACCCCAGAGGGGAGGACCAUAAAUCAUUGAUUAAGCUUGAGGUGAAAACCACAGAUAGAGGAAAAGCCAGGAUCAUCUGGAGUGGGAUCCCCAAGAGGCUAUUAGACCAGGGUGUAAUGUGGUUCUUCAUCAGGAACAAUAACAGUGACAGUCAGGCUCACAAGAAGGCCAGAUUCAUACUGGAGAAAUCUGGGGGUGAAAAGGCACGCAGUCCACCCUGGGAGAGACUUGUCCAGGGGUGA